This is a messenger RNA of Plasmodium gallinaceum, 1191 nucleotides long. Its product is annotated as acetyl-CoA acetyltransferase, putative. Gene Ontology annotation, molecular function: acetyl-CoA C-acetyltransferase activity. Gene Ontology annotation, biological process: fatty acid beta-oxidation. Bases 1 to 1191 code for a protein of 396 amino acids. Lineage: Eukaryota; Apicomplexa; Aconoidasida; Haemosporida; Plasmodiidae. The record is from RefSeq and is a predicted model, not a curated record. The transcript is spliced from 3 exons.
AUGUUAACAAGUAACUUAAGAAAAGUUUUCAUAGUAGGUUAUGCUAGGACACCUAUAGGCUCAUUGUGUGGAAGUAUUUCUCAUAUUCCUAUUCAUAAAUUAGCUAGUGCUACCAUAUUAAAAGCUCUAGAAAGAAGUCAAAUUGAAAAAGAUUUAAUAGAUUGUUUAAUUUUUGGUCAAUCUUUUUCAGCUGGUUGUGGCCCUUUACCUCUUCAAAAAAUUAUUAUUGCUGCAGGUUUGAAUAUAAAUACAAAAUCAUAUCUCAUAAAUAAUUUAUGUUGUAGUGGGUUAGAUUCAAUAACUCUAGGUUAUGAUUUAAUUAAAAGAGGGAAAGAUAUAUGUAUUGUUGGAGGUAUGGAAAAUAUGUCUCAAAGCCCUUUUUUUUUAAAAAAUUUAAGAACAGAAAAAUAUAAUAUAGGGAAUAAUAUAUUUAAAGAUAGUAUUAUAAAUGAUGGAUACGAUUUUAUAAUUAAUAACAAGGAAUUAAAGAAAAAUAAUAAUAUAGAACUUUUUUGUAAAAAAUUUAAAAUACCCAGAAUUGAUUUAGAUGAAUAUGUUAUUAAUUCAUUUAAAAGAGCAUCGAAUGCUUAUAGUGAAAAUUUAAUUCAACAAGAAAUUUUCCCUUUGGUAAUUCAAAAAAAAAACAAAUUAGAUAUAGAAAAAAGUGUUAUUGAUAGUGAUGAAAUUUAUAAAAAAUGUAAUAUUGAUAAUAUAUGCAAUUUAAGUAAUGAAUCUAUUAUAACAAAUCAUAAUAUAGCCCCUUUUGGUGAUGGGGCAUGUGCAUUCAUAUUAAUGAGCGAAAAAAAAAUAAACGAACUUCAGUUAAAUCCAUUAGCUGAAAUUAUAACUUAUGAUAAUGCUUCUGUCUAUCCAUCUGAUUUUCCUCUAAGUAUAUCUCAUUCUAUAAUGAAAUGCUUAAAAACUAUAAAUAAAUCAUUUGUUGACUAUUAUGAAAUAAAUGAAUCUUCUGCACUUAAUGUAAUAUUUAAUAUCCAAAAUUUAAAAUUAGAUUUGUCAAAUGUAAAUAUAAAUGGUGGGUCAUUAUCUUUAGGAAAUCCAACUUCUGUAUCAGGAUCAAGAAUUCUUGCAUCUUUAAUUACUGUUUUAAAAAAUUUUGAUAUGAAAUUUGGAUGUGCAUCUAUAAAUAAUUAUUUAGGUUCAUCAACAUCAAUAAUAGUUGAAAAUUUAUAA